Molecule: messenger RNA, 1736 nt
Organism: Ricinus communis (castor bean)
Lineage: Eukaryota; Viridiplantae; Streptophyta; Magnoliopsida; Malpighiales; Euphorbiaceae
Product: violaxanthin de-epoxidase, chloroplastic
Exons: 6
Coding region: 168-1622 (484 amino acids)
Biological process (GO): xanthophyll cycle
Molecular function (GO): violaxanthin de-epoxidase activity
Source: RefSeq, a predicted model, not a curated record
UAGAUCCACGUUACAAUGCUAAUUCCCAUACGUUUUCUUAUCCCAACUUCACUCUCUUCCAAAACCCGCGCUCUUUUUGCUCUCUCUUUUGUGCUGCAUCAACUGCUCCUUUUUUAACUACUAAACCUGUCAUGAAAACCGCCAUCUCCUCUUUAAGAGACUGAAGUAUGGCGUUGGCUGCAAACUCAAUCUGUUUAUCUCAUGAAGAAAGUAUUAGUAGUAGUUGCUUCAAAUCAGGAUUUGCAAUAAGUGAUGAAAGGUUUCAGUUGAGGAGGGGAUCUCAUUCUCACAGUGUAUUUGUGUUGAGAUUUUUCCCCAAAAGCAGAAAGUCAAGAUAUGUUCAGUUGAAGAGUACUCAUAGGAAUUAUCGUGGGCUUCAGUUAAGAUGCUCGCAUCGGUUCUCAGGCUGGACUAAGAAGUUGUCCUCAUUGUGUAGCACUGGUGCAAGUAUAACUAAGGUAAACGAAGCCGUUGAUUUCCUGAUGAUUAAUGUGUCAAACAGCCUGAAGGUAAGGAGCCGCUUCCAGCUCUUGAAAGUUGCUGGCAUACUGGCAUGCGCAUUAUUAAUCAUUCCAUCAGCUGAUGCUGUUGAUGCUCUCAAAACAUGUACUUGCUUAUUGAAGGAGUGCAGGCUAGAAUUGGUCAAGUGCAUUGCAAAUCCAGCGUGUGCUGCCAACGUUGCUUGUCUUCAGACCUGCAAUAACCGGCCUGAUGAGACUGAAUGCCAGAUCAAAUGCGGAGACUUGUUUCAAAACAGUGUUGUUGACGAAUUCAAUGAGUGUGCAGUCUCACGAAAGAAGUGUGUGCCUCAGAAAUCUGAUGUUGGUGACUUUCCUGUCCCUGAUCCUGCUGUACUUGUCAAAAGCUUUAACAUUGCAGAUUUCAGUGGGAAGUGGUUUAUUACUAGUGGCCUAAAUCCUACCUUCGAUACUUUUGAUUGCCAAUUGCAUGAAUUCCAUACAGAAUCUGACAAACUUGUGGGAAAUCUAACAUGGAGAAUUCGAACUCUAGAUAGUGGCUUUUUCACUCGAUCGGCUGUGCAGAGGUUUGUUCAAGAUCCUGUGCAGCCUGGGAUACUCUACAAUCAUGACAAUGAGUUUCUUCAUUAUCAAGAUGAUUGGUAUAUUUUGUCGUCCAAGAUAGAAAAUAGCAAUGAUGAUUAUGUAUUCGUGUACUAUCGGGGCAAGAAUGAUGCAUGGGAUGGAUAUGGUGGUGCUGUUGUAUAUACAAGAAGUGCAGUUUUGCCAGAAAGCAUCAUACCUGAACUGGAAAGAGCAGCUAAAAGCGUAGGACGAGAUUUCAACAAGUUUAUUAGAACAGAUAAUACUUGUGGACCUGAGCCUCCCCUUGUUGAGAGACUAGAGAAAACAGUAGAGGAAGGGGAGAAGACCAUUAUACGGGAGGUUGAGGAAAUUGAAGGGGAGGUAGAGAAGGUUGGGAAGACCGAAAUGACCUUGUUGCAGAGAUUGGCAGAAGGGCUUAAAGAGCUCCAACAAGAUGAGGAAUUUUUCCUGAGGGAGCUAAGUAAAGAAGAAAAAGAUAUAUUGAAUGGAUUGCAAAUGGAAGCAACUGAGGUGGAAAAACUCUUUGGGGGAGCAUUGCCAUUAAGGAAAUUAAGAUAGAAUACAUGUUGACCAUGUAAAUGUUUUAUUCUUGGGCAAUGUGAAUUCAUACUGUGUUUUUGUACUUUUUAAGUCUCCACAAAGGAAAUACAGAUUUUGAUUUUUUUGCCCUUU